Molecule: messenger RNA, 729 nt
Organism: Solanum dulcamara
Lineage: Eukaryota; Viridiplantae; Streptophyta; Magnoliopsida; Solanales; Solanaceae
Product: thioredoxin H2-like
Exons: 3
Coding region: 95-502 (135 amino acids)
Molecular function (GO): protein-disulfide reductase activity
Source: RefSeq, a predicted model, not a curated record
CUGCAAAACUCUAAGCUCCUCAACAUCAAGCCAAAGAAAAUCUUUCAAAAACAAAAACAAAAACAAAAACAAAAAUCUUUUACUCAAAGAAAAAAUGGGUGCUAACUACUCAGCUACUUUGCAUGAAGCUCAUAAUAUGCCAACCACACCACAAUUCAAGAGGUCUCAAGUCAUUGCUUUCCACUCUUCAACAAAAUGGAAGCUUCAUUUUGAUUCUUUGAAAGAUACAAACAAAUUGGUUGUUAUUGACUUCACAGCUACAUGGUGUGGUCCUUGCAAAUACAUGGAACCAGUUAUCAAUGACUUUGCUGCUAAAUAUACAGAUGUUGAGUUUGUCAAGAUUGAUGUUGAUGAAUUGGCUGACGUAGCUCAGGAAUAUGGGGUCCAAGCGAUGCCAACGUUCAUGCUGAUAAAGAAGGGGAAGGUAGUUGACAAGAUUGUUGGAGCAGAUAAAGAUGGACUAAAGAUGAAAAUUGAGAAACACAGAGUUAUGUUCAUCUAAGCAAAUCAAACCAAAGUGUGCAAUAGAUGUUUGAGCAGAGUUUGCUGGAAUGACCCUUCCCCUGUAGAAUAAAAAAUCAUAUCUGUAUCAAAUUUUGAUUGGAAGAAAUUAGCUUAUGUAACUCAUCUCCAGUUCUUGCUGUAAACUUCAGAUUAAAGAGGCUGAUUAAAGCACUAAUGUUUCACAUUUACUUGGUUUGAACAAGUGUAUUUCUGAGUUUUUUGUUC